CGCCGGGGCGGGAGGAUGAGAGCGCUGGCAGCGUGCGCAGGCACAAAGGCCCCCCCCGUUCUCGGCAUCUCUCCUGAAGGGAUGGAGAACUCGUCGGUGGCAUCGGCCUCCUCGGAGGCGGGGAGCAGCCGCUCUCAGGAGAUCGAGGAGCUGGAGCGUUUCAUCGACAGCUACGUCCUAGAGUACCAGGUCCAGGGGCUGCUGACAGAUAAAACGGAAGGGGAUGGCGAGAGCGAGAAGACGCAGUCCCACAUCUCGCAGUGGACAGCGGAUUGUAGCGAGCAGCUUGAUGGCAGCUGUUCCCCAUCCCGAGGGAAGGGCUCGUCGUCUCACGAACACAAUCAGGAAGACUGGGAUCACAGCAGCAGUGGGAGUGCAGGAUCCCGGCCGGGGUCGGGCUCCAGGUGUGGGUCUGGAUCCAGGUCUGGCAGCCGCGGGAGAAGCAGCCAGUUCAGGCAAUCGACCAAGAAUGGCAACAAGGAGAGCUCCCUUGACAUGCUGGGCACGGACAUCUGGGCUGCCAACACCUUUGACUCCUUCAGUGGUGCGACGUGGGACUUGCAGCCUGAAAAACUAGAUUUCACCCAAUUUCACAGGAAGCUGCGAAACACCUCCAAACACCCGCUGCCUCAAAUAGACAGAGAAGGGCUUGGAAAAGGGAAAUACGAGGACGGUGACGGCAUCAACUUGAAUGACAUAGAGAAAGUCCUUCCAGUGUGGCAGGGUUACCAUCCAUUGCCUCAUGAAGCUGAAAUUGCACACACCAAAAAACUGUUCAGAAGGAGGAGAAACGACCGGAGGCGACAGCAGAGACUUCCCGGUGGGAACAAGUCUCAGCAGCACGCAGAUCAUCAGCAAGGUGGCACCAAACACAACAGGGACCACCAGAAACUCUACCAAGGAGGCCAGGCCCCUCACUCCUCAGGCAGGACAGGCCACCACGGCUACAGCCAGAACCGGAGAUGGCACCACAACCAGAAGCACUCGCCCAACGACAAAGAAACACACAGAAACGCCAAAGAGACUGAGAAUUUGAAAAUCGAGGACACCUCCAUCUGCACAGUGCAUAUUCCCGUGGAGACGCACCGGGGCCCAGAGGCUGUGGAGAAGCAGUCUCAGCAGUACAUCCAGGAGUUGGAGACCAAGCGGAAAGACAGUAUUCACGAGCGCAUUGGGGAAAGACCCAAGAUCAAUUUGCUUCAGUCUUCCAAAGACAGGCUGCGGAGGAGACUAAAAGAAAAGACGCCUUGUCUUUCCCUUUUCACGGACCAGGACGAAGUCACGGUGGAAACCACCAAUCCCGAAAAGAACAAAAUGGACAAAUUAAUUGAAAUCCUCAACAGCAUGAGGAACAACAGCAGCGACGUUGACUCCAAGCUCACCACCUUCAUGGAGGAGGCCCAGAAUUCUACCAACUCUGAGGAGAUGCUGGGGGAGAUAGUCAAGACCAUCUACCAGAAAGCGGUGACGGAUCGCAGCUUUGCUUCCACAGCAGCCAAGCUCUGUGACAAAAUGGCGCUCUUCAUGGUGGAAGGAACCAAAUUCCGGAGUCUGCUCCUCAACAUGUUGCAGAAGGAUUUCACCAUGCGGGAGGAGUUGCAGCAGCGGGAUGUGGAGCGCUGGCUGGGGUUCAUCACCUUUCUCUGCGAAGUCUUCGGCACCAUGAGGAGCAGCACCGGAGAGCCCUUUCGAGUCCUUGUCUGCCCCAUUUAUACCUGCCUCAGGGAGUUGUUGCAAUCUCAGGAUGUGAAGGAAGACGCUGUGCUUUGCUGCUCCAUGGAGCUGCAGAGCACCGGCCGGCUGCUGGAGGAGCAGCUGCCCGAGAUGAUGACGGAGCUGUUGGCGAUAGCACGCGACAAGAUGCUGUGUCCUUCCGAGUCCAUGCUGACGCGGUCCCUGCUGCUGGAGGUCAUCGAGCUGCACGCCAACAACUGGAACCCCCUGACGCCCACCAUCACGCAGUACUACAACAAGACCAUCCAAAAACUGACGGCUUGAGGGGCAGGGCAAGGUGGGGUGGGAAGGGACGAGAAGAAGACAUGCACCUUGACGGGAUCCGGCGAGAGCUUUUCCGAUUCAAAUCCCCCAGCAGACCAAAACCCCAGCAUGCUCGAGAAUACGUUCGUGGGGUGGGGAGGGAGAAGCAUGUUUCUUUUUCAGCCGCGUCGCCGAGUGCCCCCCCUCUUCCCCGCCGUGGUUUUGUUUCUUUUUCUGAACUCAUUGCUCAAGCAGCAGCAACGCAUCCCGCCGGGUUAUUGUUUGGCUUUCGAAAGAAGACGGAGAAUUUGGGGGGAAAGAAAAAAACCAACACAAAUCCAAGUGGGGGCUAGUAUUGUUUUUACGCCGUCCUCCUGCCUUGCCCCGGCCAACUGGCAGGAGACAGCAGGCAGCAGAUGUCUCGGGAGGACAAAGCCAGACACACACUACACCAGACGCUCAUAAUUGAUGGCUUUUGUCGAGCGGGGCUUGCGUUAGGUUCCCCCCCCCUUCCCUCUUGUCUUCAACUUUCUGUGUGUGUCCCCCUACUCGCCACCCCUUCGAGAGCAGAUCGGAGAGCGGGACGACUUUCUUAUUUGCACUGGGUUUUCUUUUUCUCGGGCGUUUGUAUUUUCUUCUUAUUUUAUUGUAUCGUUGAACGGACAAUUGCGGGCAGCUCGGAGGCGGGGAAAGCAACGCCUUCCCGCGAGCUGACUAAUGGUUUACGUGAAGAUGCUGAAGCGGAAGGAGUAUUUUAAAGGAGUCCAAAAGCCACUGCAGAAGUAACAUAGCCACCAUCGUCUUGCCAGCGACCUCCUCGAUGGAUUGAGAAACGUGUCCUCUGAGCUGGGAGCUCUGAGAAACAGGGGAUUCUGUGGCUCUUGCUGUUCAAGUCACCGUUUAUCCCUCAGCCACUAUAACCCCUUUAUUUUUUUUGUAAGAAUUUUUUUUGUUUCCAUUGAAGGAGUGCUUUAUUGUAAUUACUGUCAUGGUUGUAAUUAUACAUUUAAAUCCAGGCCUGUUAUAGUCGGGCCUAAUAAUGUACAGGGCGAGGGAGAAAUGAAGGUUUGAUGUUCUUCUUUGGAGACUGGUAAAGAGAAGACAAGCAAUGUAUGGCAAAAAGGAGGAAAAAAGAAGAGGAAAAAAUAGGAAAAGCCAAAAAUAGAGGUUUUGAGCCUGGCUUCUAACUAGCUGAAUUUGCUAUCCAGUGUUUCUAGGUGUGCGGUGUACAGGAGCGGCUCUGUCCCAUGGUUUGUGUAAGUGGCACCGUGUCCUCGAGGGAUGGGUGAUGUGUUCGGAGGG
This is a messenger RNA of Pygoscelis adeliae (Adelie penguin), 3279 nucleotides long. It is a transcript of the gene CTIF, whose product is annotated as CBP80/20-dependent translation initiation factor. Gene Ontology annotation, cellular component: cytosol. Gene Ontology annotation, biological process: regulation of translational initiation. The coding region runs from base 16 to 1998 and encodes 660 amino acids. The transcript is spliced from 13 exons. The record is from RefSeq and is a predicted model, not a curated record. Gene Ontology annotation, molecular function: RNA binding; translation activator activity; protein binding. NCBI's taxonomy places the organism in Eukaryota, Metazoa, Chordata, Aves, Sphenisciformes, Spheniscidae.